AUGGCGUCGUGGCUCAAGGCCGCUGAAGAUUUGUUUGAAGUGGUUGAUCGAAGGGCAAAGCUUGUUGCCAGUGAUAAGCCAGAUGAACAAGUUAAUCUUCUAACUUCAGCUCCUAAUGGAGAAGUGUCUGCCGCUCCUAAUGGACAAGGAGCUCCUGCAAAGAGGACGAGACCAAAAUCAAAGAAUCGAAAGCGCGUCACUUCUGCGGAAACUUCGGUACCAGUUGAUGCUGAAACUAAGCAAGCUAUCCCUGAACGACCACAUGUAGAAGCCAUCUCUGCAAAAACUUUGGAUGUUUCGGUUACUGACAAUAGUGGGAUUGCUCCACAAGAACUUUCUGGGACAACUGUUAAUGAAGCAAAUGAGGUUGCUGAUUCUAUUGGCUCCACUGGAGAGAUUGCUUCAUCUAGAUCUAUUGUUAAUGGGGAGUCGAAGGAUGAAGCUGAUACAGAUACAGCAAAUAAUAGUCGAACAGAGGCUGUGACAUCACCUGAAAAGAAUGUCUCAGAUACUCAAGAGGGGACUUCAUCACUUCCUAGCAGAGACAUUGAGCUUGCUGCUGGUGACCCUUCAAUUGUCUCCAACCAAAAUACUGUUCUUGAAGACACAAUAUCCCCUGUAAAUAUUAAGCAUGAAGGAUCUGAAAUUUCAAAUGCUGAUGCUAUGGCUGAAGCUGAUGGCCAGGUUAAUGAUGAUGUGAAAGUUGAAUCCAUUUCUGAUCAACCAAAUAUUUCACAACCCGUUGCUGUUAUAUCUGCCGCAAAAGUGCAAGAGCAACUUGAAGAGGCCCAAGGACUACUGAAAAAUGCAGUUUCUACUGGUCAGACUAAAGAAGCUAGGUUGGCCCGGGUCUGUGCUGGCCUUUCAUCUCGUCUUCAAGAAUACAAAUCCGAAAAUGCGCAGUUGGAAGAGCUUCUUACAGCAGAGAGGGAACUGAGUAAAUCAUAUGAGCAGCACAUUAAGCAACUUCAGAAAGAUCUCUCUACCUCUAAAAGUGAGGUGAACAGGGUGGAGUCAAACAUGGCUGAUGCACUGGCAGCAAAGAAUGCUGAACUCGAGGCUCUUGUCAGUUCUUUGGAUGCAACAAAGAGGCAAGCUGCUGUAUCUGAAGGAAAUUUGGCAUCGCUGCAGGCAAAUAUGGAGACUAUAAUGAGAAGUAGGGAGCUAACAGAAACAAGGAUGAUGCAGGCUUUACGAGAAGAACUGUCUGCUGCAGAAAGGAGAGCCGAAGAUGAGCGUGCUGCACAUAAUGCUACAAAGAUGGCUGCUAUGGAAAGGGAAGUAGAACUAGAGCAAAGGGCUAUUGAGGCGUCAACUGCGCUGGCCAGAAUUCAGAGAACGGCUGAUGAAAGGGCCACAAAAGCAGCGGAUCUCGAGCAGAAGGUGGCUUUGCUUGAGGUUGAAUGUGCAUCCCUUAGUCAAGAACUACAAGAUAUGGAAGCACGUGCGCGCCGUGGUCAAAAGAAGCCACCGGAAGAGACAAAUCAAGUUAUACAGAUUCAAGCAUGGCAAGAAGAGGUGGAGCGUGCUCGCCAAGGACAGCGGGAUGCCGAGAGCAGACUUUCUUCAACAGAGGCUGAGUUACAGAAGAUGAGAGUUGAAAUGGCUGCAAUGAAGAGGGAUGCUGAGCAUUAUUCUCGUCAGGAACACAUAGAGCUGGAAAAACGGUAUCGUGAAUUGACAGAUCUAUUGUACUACAAGCAAACGCAGCUGGAAACCAUGGCCAGUGAAAAAGCUGCAGCAGAGUUUCAGUUGGAAAAAGAGUUAAAACGUCGUCAGGAUGCACAGGUAGAAGCAGAAAGGAACAGAGUUCCUCGUCGAGCAUCAUCCUCUUGGGAGGAAGACACUGAAAUGAAGGCACUCGAGACACUUCCUUUGCAUCACCGCCACAUGGCUGGAGCUAGCAUCCAACUUCAAAAGGCAGCAAAACUGAUAGAUUCCGGAGCCGUAAGGGCUACAAAAUUUCUUUGGCGUUAUCCAUUUGCCCGAGUUUUCCUGCUUUUCUAUCUGGUAUUUGUGCAUCUCUUUUUGAUGUAUCUUUUACACCGUCUCCAGGAACAAGCUGAUACAUAUUCAUCAAGAGAACUAGCCGAGUCAAUGGGGCUUAUGAACCAAACACUUCCAUGA
Messenger RNA from Oldenlandia corymbosa var. corymbosa, 2127 nucleotides. The record is from the annotation of a GenBank genome assembly. Lineage: Eukaryota; Viridiplantae; Streptophyta; Magnoliopsida; Gentianales; Rubiaceae.